GGGGGGGGGAUGAACAUCCGAAACAGUGGAUUCAUUACCAGAAAUAGAUUUUUUUUUUCUUUUUGGUUCCAAAUUCGUCCCGGUGGUGAGGAGCUCCACCGUUUAGUUCGCACUUCGCAGCCAUGUCAGACGACUUUGAUUUCGCCGAUAAGGAAAACAAUAUUAUUUAUGAAACUGAAUCUAGAGGGUUCAAUCCAGGAUUGAUAGUGCUGCUGGUUGUUGGGGGUCUACUGCUGACAUUCCUUGUGGGGAACUAUGUACUGUACUUGUAUGCGCAGAAAACUCUUCCUCCUCGAAAAAAGAAGCCGAUAUCGAAGAAGAAGAUGAAGAGAGAGAGGCUGAAGCAAGGAGUUUCUGCACCAGGAGAGUAAGGAUAUUCGAGACCUAGUUUCCCCUGUUCCCUGUGCUAAAAACGUUUGUUCACGAUUUUCUUCAUGUUUGAUUCCCAGAGAGUUGUUUUAGUUUAGCUUUCAACAUUUUAAUUACAAGUUAAUCCCAUAUUUGGUAGACUGGAAAGUGAAAUAUUGAUUUUCUGUUCAUCAUGUGCAGUUUAUUUAUCUCAUUUCUAA
Molecule: messenger RNA, 569 nt
Organism: Hibiscus syriacus
Lineage: Eukaryota; Viridiplantae; Streptophyta; Magnoliopsida; Malvales; Malvaceae
Product: DNA-binding protein S1FA-like
Exons: 2
Coding region: 123-371 (82 amino acids)
Biological process (GO): regulation of DNA-templated transcription
Cellular component (GO): nucleus
Molecular function (GO): DNA binding
Source: RefSeq, a predicted model, not a curated record